UACUUGCUCGAUAUUAUGUUUGUUGAUUGGACGAUUCUUUCAUUCGUUUCGAGUUACGAUCUUGCUAUUGGCUUGUUCGGGUAUACUCAAGGUUUAGUAGUAGGGAUAGCGUGGCGCGCGACUCGUUUCGCGAUUGGUUCAACGUUCUUCGUCCAGUUAACGUGCUGUCGUCGGUGGGAACGCACUACUAAUGUCUAUGUUUCUCUCUCUCUCUUUCUCUCUCUAUCUCUAUCUAUCUCUCAUUUUCUCUUUUUCUAUCUCGUUUCGAGACAGCUCCGUCGCGUCUAUCGUUCGUUCGGCUCGGUGGAGGCAACUUCGUAUCGCGUUCGAUCGGUAAAAUUUCUUAGGUUAUUUGGAGAAAAGAAACGUACACCCCAAGAAGAAAACAUGUUUAUUAUCGUCUGUGUGUUUAAAAUGUGAAAUAGGAUAAUAAAAUAUAAAUUUAAAUAAAAGAAAAUAAAUAUAUAAAUAAAAUUAUAGACGAGGAUGGUGGUUCGCGCGUGAGAAUAUAACGAUGAACUGCAUCGUUUUGUGCACAAAGAUAGACGGAUAGAGAGAAAGCAGAGUGAGUGAGUGAUUGUAGCAGUAUAGUGGCCAAAAUGGCGGAAUCAAGUUAUUAUCAGGGCGAUUACAUCAGGCACCCAGUUCUUUACGAACUGUCGAGCAAGUACGGUGUUGCUGGCAGUGACCAGGUGCCCUUGCCUGUUCGUCUCGAUGAGCUCCGGGAACACAUACGCAGAGAAAUACGUAAGGAAUUAAAAAUAAAAGCCGGAGCUGAGAAACUUCGAGAGGUUGCUACCGAUCGCAAGGCACUCUCGGAUGUCGCGACAAUCGUGAAGAAGGCCAACAGCAAGCUGAACGAGCUCCAAGCUGAGCUCCAGCAGCUCGAAAGUCAAAUUAUACUGACGCAGGGCCAGCCGCAGUCGCCGCAACAAAAUCACUCCAACGGUCAAGACACACCUCUGUCACCAAUGGGGCCUUCGUCACCGAGUCAGGAAGGUCUGUUCACGGAUCUUCGACUUUUAUCUUUGGAAAAACAACUUAACAUCGAAUUAAAGGUAAAACAGGGCGCGGAGAAUAUGAUACAAAGUUUGACGAGUGGUCACAGAGACAAGAAAUUACUUCAAGAAGCUCAGCAGAUGCUCGAUGAUUCCCGCGCUAAAAUCGAGUUCCUACGCAUGCGCAUAAUGAAGGUGCGACAAGCGCGCCAACAACAACAUGCUCGAGGUGACGCGCCACCUCCUAAUGGCGAAUCAACUGGCAAUAAAGAUAGGUACGAGCCCAGUUUGGAGCUUGCAUUGGAAGAACGUGUCGAAGAGUUACGACACCGGCUUAGAAUUGAAGCAGCUGUUGUGGAAGGUGCAAAGAAUGUAAUACGUCUUCUGCAAAGUGCCAAAGUUGCUGAUAAGAAGGCUCUGACGGAAGCUCAGGCAAGUCUCGCGGAAUCCAGUAGAAAAUUGGACUUACUUAGAUUAUCUCUUGAACUUAGAAGACAAGAAUUACCACCAGACAGUGGUACCGCUGCCCAAUUAAAGAGAGAACUAGCCAGUGUACAGUCGGCAAGUCCUGUUUCUGUUACUUACACAUCCUUACAACCAUUUCGUGGUCCAUUAGAAGGCAGGGCUACCGUACCUGCAUCUGUUUCUAGAUGUGCUGCAGUCACUGGGCAAUUGGAGGUAAGAUUAAUGGGAUGCCAAGAUUUAGCGGAAGAAGUUCCUGGACGUACGAGAAGAGAACACCCUGCCAGUCCUGAUUUACGUAGCUUUGUCAAAGGUGUAACAGGACGUAGUUCGAGUAAAUCUUAUAGUGUUAAAGACGAGACGAGUAACGAUAUUAUGGCGGUUAUAAAACUUGAUAAUCAAACCGUAGCACAAACUAGUUGGAGACCGUGUUCCCAGCAGGCUUGGGACCAAAGAUUUUCUAUCGAACUAGAUAAGUCAAGGGAACUCGAAAUAGGCAUUUAUUGGAAAGAUUGGAGAUCAUUGUGUGCAGUGAAAUUCUUACGUUUAGAAGAAUUUAUUGACGAUGUGAGACACGGAAUGGCAUUACAGUUGGAGCCUCAAGGAUUAUUAUUUGCUGAAAUUAAAUUCUUAAAUCCAAUGAUAUCAAGGAAACCUAAAUUGCAACGUCAACGUAAAAUAUUUAAACAACAAGUUAAAAAUUUCCCACGGGCUAACCAAAUGAAUAUCAAUGUUGCUACCUGGGGUAGACUUCUUAAACGUUCUGCACCAUCUUUGCAUAAUACAAGAAAUUCUGAAAGUCCACCAUCAGGUAUGUAUUCAUCAUUUUUAAUAAUUAUAAUAGCAUGUAAUCCUUAUGAUAAAAGCGGAGAAUCAGAAUUGAUCAUUUUAGGACCACAACCAUUACAAAUUGUUUUUGAUACCUCAAUAGAAGAUAAGCCUGAAACACCUGGAGAAUUACCGGAUCCUGAGAAGGGUGGCUUAGGUGGUGCUCGACCAUUAGGAAUGGCAACUUCAACUAGUAGUCCAGUUUUGCCACGUCCACCUGAACAUCCACCUCCACCACCACCAACGGUUACUAAGAAACCUUCUCUGCCAGCACCACCACCACCACCAAAAUUAGAUCAGGAGUUACAGAGUGCAUUAAGGGAGUUUGAUUUCCUGCACAACGAGGAGAAAGGGGGGUCUCAGGGUGCAAAUUUGAGGCCCCUUGUGACAGAGCCCCGUCCUGUGCUGAUUGCACCACCCUCUCCACGCACACCCUCGCCCCAACCCGUGGUCGAGUUUCCUGAAGAUGAGGUUGUGUACGAACUACCGGUCAGGCCUCUGCAAUAUAGAGAUAGCGCAUAUGAAUCUAGAAGACAUUCUCAACUCACUGGCAUGACUUUGGACAACUUCAGGUUACUCUCUGUUCUUGGUCGAGGUCAUUUUGGAAAAGUUAUUUUGUCACAAUACAGAAAUACAGGAGAAUAUUUUGCUAUCAAAGCGUUGAAAAAAGGUGAUAUUAUAGCGAGAGACGAAGUGGAAUCACUGCUUUCCGAAAAGAGAAUAUUUGAAGUUGCUAAUGCUACGCGUCAUCCAUUCCUGGUGAAUUUGUUCGCUUGUUUCCAAACCGAAGCACACGUUUGUUUCGUAAUGGAGUAUGCAGCUGGUGGUGAUCUUAUGAUGCAUAUACAUGCAGACGUUUUUGGUGAACCACGCGCUGUAUUUUAUUCUGCUUGCGUUGUUUUAGGAUUGCAAUAUUUACAUGAAAGUCGGAUUAUAUAUAGAGAUUUGAAAUUAGAUAAUUUAUUAUUGGAUACGGAAGGAUAUGUUAAAAUAGCAGAUUUUGGACUUUGUAAAGAAGGCAUGGGUUACGGCGACAGAACUGGGACUUUUUGUGGAACUCCAGAAUUUUUAGCACCAGAAGUUCUCACUGAGACAUCAUAUACACGAGCUGUAGAUUGGUGGGGUCUUGGAGUACUUAUAUUUGAGAUGCUUGUUGGAGAGUCUCCAUUCCCUGGUGAUGACGAAGAAGAAGUAUUUGAUUCGAUAGUAAAUGAUGAAGUUCGUUACCCAAGAUUCCUUUCUUUGGAAGCUAUAGCUAUAAUGAGAAGGUUGCUCAGAAAAAAUCCAGACAGAAGAUUAGGUAGUAGUGAAAGAGAUGCAGAGGAUGUUAAAAAACAAGCAUUCUUUAGGCACAUAGCAUGGGAUGAUUUAUUAUUAAGACGCGUGAAACCACCUUUCGUACCAGUUAUUCAUUCUGUGGAAGAUGUUAGUAAUUUUGACGAAGAAUUUACAUCAGAAAAGCCACAACUCACUCCGCCUAAGGAUCCCAGACCUCUCAGCGAUAUGGAACAAAGCUUCUUCAAAGAUUUCACAUACAUGGCUGAUUGGUGCUAACUAUAGUAAUAUGGAAUUUUAUGUUCUUCCAAUAAUAGAUCAUCAUUAUUUGUAUCCUAUAAUUUAGAUUAAACUAUGUUAAAUUACAUCAAGAAACAUAGGAAAAAAGAAUGAAAAUUCUUAUGGAAAGAAGAUUGAUGCAUUGUGCUUUUUACAAUAAUUAUUUUAUUCUUAAUAGAAAUCAAAACUUCUGUAAACUUAUGAUUUACCAUUGAAUCUCGGAUUUUCAUCUGAAUUAUGUUAUAGAAGAGAGAAAUUUUAUUUUACAAUUAGUGCCAAGCAUAUACAUGUAUGGCUAUAUUAUUCUAUUUUGUUCGCAUCGCGUAAGUUAUUAAAAUAUAA
Molecule: messenger RNA, 4184 nt
Organism: Polistes canadensis
Lineage: Eukaryota; Metazoa; Arthropoda; Insecta; Hymenoptera; Vespidae
Gene: Pkn
Product: serine/threonine-protein kinase N
Exons: 17
Coding region: 600-3842 (1080 amino acids)
Biological process (GO): protein phosphorylation; signal transduction
Molecular function (GO): ATP binding; small GTPase binding; protein serine/threonine kinase activity
Source: RefSeq, a predicted model, not a curated record